AUGGCAGCACAAAAGGCCAAGAAACAGGCAGAAAAAACUGAUCAGGCCGGCUUUUUCGCGACCCGGGCGUCGACGCCAAAAUCAAUGGGCCUAGCCGAACAGGACCAAGAUGGCAACGGAGGUAAUGACACGCAGCCACUAUCAACCUCCCCAAGGGCGCAAAACCUGCCAGUGACCCAGGACUACUUACAGAAGUGCCUAGACAAUAUGUCCAGCAAGAUCCUGGAAACCCUGCAAG
Pelobates cultripes (western spadefoot toad) is the source of this 238-nucleotide messenger RNA. The record is from the annotation of a GenBank genome assembly. Lineage: Eukaryota; Metazoa; Chordata; Amphibia; Anura; Pelobatidae.